CAGCAGGGAUGUGGCCACCCCUGGCCACAGCCCCAAGUGUUCCCUGGUGGGCCAUACUCACUGAGCUCCUCCUCCUCCUCCUCCUCCUCACCCGGCUGCCGUGGAAGGACAUGAAUGAACCCUCAAACCUCUGGUCCAGGAGUCACCACAGCUGUCAGCAGAACAACUUGGAGCGUCCGCCCUUCCUGCCGCCAGUGGUCAGAGACUCUCUCUUCUGCCACACGGUCUGCAUGUCGGCAAGGCACUACAUCGGACUCCACUACAACCUCCACAACCUCUACGGACUGUCAGAGACGAGUGCCACCAACGCAUCCCUCCAGUAGGCUGAGAAGAAGCUCCAGAGCCUGGCCCCGGAGAUGGAGGGGCAGCGGUGGGCCAGGAAGCCCUCCGGCUCUGAGACGUGUGGCGCCACAACCAACAACUCCGCGUGCAGGGCGGGCUUAGAGAAAGGCUUUACACAGACCCUGGAUAAUGCUCCUGGUCUUGUUCCUCUUCUUCUUCUUGUUCUUCUUCCUCUUUACCUUAGUCAUGCUGCGUUAUGAAUCAUGUUAAUUAAUAUAUCCUCUUCUUCUUUACCUUAGUCAUGCUGUGUUAUGAAUCAUGUUAAUUAAUAUAUCCUCUUCUUCUUUACCUUAGUCAUACUGUGUUAUGAAUCAUGUUAAUUAAUAUAUCCUCUUCUUCUUUACCUUAGUCAUGCUGCGUUAUGAAUCAUGUUAUUAAUAUAUCCUCUUCUUCUUUACCUUAGUCAUGCUGCAUUAUGAAUCAUGUUACUUAAUAUAUCCUCUUCUUCUUUACCUUAGUCAUGCUGCAUUAUGAAUCAUGUUACUUAAUAUAUCCUCUUCUUCUUUACCUUAGUCAUACUGUGUUAUGAAUCAUGUUAAUUUAUAUAUCCUCUUCUUCUUUACCUUAGUCAUGCUGCGUUAUGAAUCAUGUUAAUUAAUAUAUCCUCUUCUUCUUUACCUUAGUCAUACUGUGUUAUGAAUCAUGUUAAUUUAUAUAUCCUCUUCUUCUUUACCUUAGUC
Messenger RNA from Eriocheir sinensis (Chinese mitten crab), 1022 nucleotides. Its product is annotated as lysosomal alpha-glucosidase-like. NCBI's taxonomy places the organism in Eukaryota, Metazoa, Arthropoda, Malacostraca, Decapoda, Varunidae. The record is from RefSeq and is a predicted model, not a curated record. Gene Ontology annotation, biological process: carbohydrate metabolic process. Gene Ontology annotation, molecular function: alpha-1,4-glucosidase activity. The transcript has 3 exons. The coding region runs from base 9 to 323 and encodes 104 amino acids.